Messenger RNA from Suillus discolor, 645 nucleotides. RefSeq lists its product as uncharacterized. The transcript has 3 exons. NCBI's taxonomy places the organism in Eukaryota, Fungi, Basidiomycota, Agaricomycetes, Boletales, Suillaceae. The record is from RefSeq and is a predicted model, not a curated record. Gene Ontology annotation, molecular function: metal ion binding. The coding region runs from base 81 to 533 and encodes 150 amino acids.
UUAACGUCAGCCUUCCUCCACCUUCCAAGGCAAAGGUAGUAGUCAAUCUCCUUGGGCUGACUGGAUAGUUGAUUUAGUCAAUGAUAUUGCAGAAAUGGGCUCGUAAAGAACGAUCAUCUGGACCUGAGUGCUCGGUUGCAGAACUUGAAGCUGUAACAAUCAAACCAGAAACCCCCGAACCUUCAAUUUCGUCAAGUAGCGUCAAGCUACCAUCCGUUCGGGAGAGAUCACGAUCGUCGAGCCCGAAACCUUCAAUCGGAGAAUCGACUGCUCCAACAUCAUCAAAUUUGGCUAAGCAGGAUACGAGAGAUUCAUCAACUUCGGGCAAGGAUGAGAUGUGCAGGGAUUGGCUUGCUGGUGUCUGUACCCGCACGCGGUGCUCCCGUGCUCAUAAACGAAUACCGAGUAAUCUCACUUGUCACCGUUGGCUUCGUGGGGAGUGUAGUCGGUCGUCGUGUCUUUUCAUGCACGAGCAUCAGAGUUCCGAUGGUUCCGUCAGGAAUCAACCACCUGUUCAAAACAGCGAUCCUUGAGACUUCGAAAUAUGCCCUCUACUGCAAGCCAACUGGAACCAAAUCUAAGAGCACUUCGAGUGAGACUUCACACGAAUACCACCUAUUCAGUCCUUUUUUUUUUUUUUUUUAA